Molecule: messenger RNA, 759 nt
Organism: Chrysoperla carnea
Lineage: Eukaryota; Metazoa; Arthropoda; Insecta; Neuroptera; Chrysopidae
Exons: 2
Coding region: 189-638 (149 amino acids)
Source: RefSeq, a predicted model, not a curated record
UACUUGCAAGGUUAAAUUCAAGAAUAAUUUUUUCAUUAUUUUAAAAUGAUCUAAAUUACAAAAAAAAUUUUAUCGAAUAACUUUAUUUCAAAACUGUACAAACUCAAAGCAUAAUAUUAGUGAAAAAUAAUAUACCGUGUGAGACAAAGCCAGGAAUGCAUUUAAGUAAUAAUAAACAAAUGUGAUUUAUGAGUGAUUUAAGGCAAUUAAGUGACAUGAUGUCUGGAGAUUCAUCAACAUUACCACUUCCAGGUGGUGAGCUAAAAGUAGACGUCAACUCCUACACACCAAAUUCAUCAUUAUUUGCAAAUAACAAACAUGUAUAUAACGAAGACACAGCAGCUGUUUUAGUUGAUAUGAAAUUAAAUAAAGAUUUGGCAAUUCAAACGGAUCCUACUACAUUACCGAAUAAUCAAUUAGACAACAAUGUUGAUGAACAAACAGACACAAACGAAGGUGUAGGUGACGAAAUGAAAACUAUACCAUUAGUGGAUGAUUCCCCAACAGAAGAAGUGGAUGCUAUAUAUAAACGUAAUAGCGUACAGAAAAUCAACGAAGAUGACGGUCAAGAGAAAGAAGAAUGUGUUGUUAAAUGUUUGUAUUAUGCAAUACAAUGUUGUGAGUGUACGAUACAAUAAGUGGAAUUAUUAUAUUAUAACAUAAUUCAAUGUUUAAUAGUGCCUUCCAAAACUCUCACAAGUAGUUUGUAUACAUGUUUGGUAUUGUAAUAUUUUUUCUGAGAUAAAUAGGAGAAAAAUA